AUGGUGGCUCCCGCUCUCGACGACAUCGUCCCCGGAUCGUCGCCCGUCAUCGACACCCCCGGAUCGCCUGCCCAGGCUACCGGCAGCGUUCGUGCUAGCGUUCGCCGUGACAUGACUCCUCUCCGCACCGUUGUCCAGCCUCUUCCCGCUGGCGCGCUCUACCCCCCUGCCUCGGGCAAGGGUGUCGACUUUAUGGCCGGCGAGACCGCCUGGAACGACAACAUGGGCCAGGGCGACAUGGUCCUCGAGCUUGCCGACGGCCUUGCGCUCUCCGGUAACUCGUUCGGUGCUGACAAGAGCAUCUCCGGCGAGUGUGUCUUCCAGACCGGUAUGGUCGGCUACCCCGAGUCGCUCACCGACCCUUCGUACGAGUCGCAGAUUCUCGUCCUCACCUACCCCCUUGUGGGCAACUAUGGUGUUCCCGAGCGUACCGCCCAGGAGCAGUCGACUGCCACCGACGCCGACGGCGUGACCGCCCUCCUCGACUCGAUUCCCAUCGAGUACGAGUCGAGCCGCAUCCACAUUGCCGCGCUCGUCGUUGCCAACUACCACCCCAGCUUUUCGCACCACCUCGCCACCUCGAGCCUCGGCCAGUGGCUCAAGGAGCAGGGCAUCCCCGCCAUCUGGGGUGUCGACACCCGCAUGCUCACCAAGCGCCUCCGUGAGGGUGGUUCCACCCUCGGCCGCGUCCUCCGCCGCAAGGACGGCGCCGCUGCCACCCUCCUCCCCGCCGUGUCGGCCGACGGCACCGCUGAGACCUCGUGGCGCGCUAGCUUUGAGAACAUCGAGUUCGCCGACCCCAACAAGGAGAACCUUGUCGCCAAGGUCUCGAUCAAGCAGCCCGUCGUCUACACGUCGCUUACCGGCGUUGAGCCCCGCAUCAACCCCCGCACUGGCAAGACCAUCCGCAUCCUCGCUGUCGAUGUCGGUAUGAAGUGGAACCAGAUCCGCUGCUUCCGCAAGCGCGGUGUCGAGGUCAAGGUCGUCCCCUGGGACUAUGACUUUAACAAGGAGGCCGGCAACUAUGACGGUCUGUUCAUCUCCAACGGUCCCGGUGACCCCUCCAUGGCUACUGCCACCAUCAAGAACCUCGAGGUCGCCCUCGCCAACUCCAAGGUCCCCAUCUUUGGUAUCUGUCUCGGCCACCAGCUCAUUGCCCUCGCCUCUGGCGCCCGCACUCGCAAGAUGAAGUACGGUAACCGCGGCAUGAACAUUCCCUGCACCUGCUCGACCUCGGGCCGCUGCUACAUCACCUCGCAGAACCACGGUUACGAGGUCGACGCCACCUCGCUCCAGAACGGCUGGGAGCCCCUCUUCACCAACGCCAACGACGAGUCCAACGAGGGUAUCUGGAUGGGCAAGAACGGCAAGCCCUUCUUCUCGGUCCAGUUCCACCCCGAGUCUGCCCCCGGUCCUCGCGACACCGAGUUCCUCUUCGACGUCUUCAUCCAGAGCAUUGUCGACACUGCCCGCGAGGGCCGUCUCGUCUCGGUCGACGUCCCCGGCGGUGAGCUCAAGGAGCACCGCGAGCGCCUCCCCCGCGUCCAGGUCAAGAAGGUCCUCGUCCUCGGUUCGGGUGGUCUCUCCAUCGGCCAGGCCGGCGAGUUUGACUACUCGGGUUCGCAGGCCAUCAAGGCUCUCAAGGAGGAAGGUAUCUACACCAUCCUCGUCAACCCCAACAUUGCGACUAUCCAGACUUCGCCUGGUCUCGCCGACAAGGUCUACUUCCUUCCCGUUACCCCCGAGUUUGUGAGGAAGAUUAUCAAGCACGAGAAGCCCGACGGCAUCUACUGCACGUUCGGUGGCCAGACCGCCCUCUCGGUCGGUAUCGCCCUCAAGGACGAGUUUGAGGCUCUCGGCGUCAAGGUGCUCGGUACCCCCAUCGACACCAUCAUCACCACCGAGGACCGUGAGCUCUUUGCUCGCUCCAUGGAGAGCAUUGGCGAGAAGUGCGCCACCUCGGAGUCGGCCAACAAUGUCGACGAGGCCAUUGCCGCCGCCAACCGCAUCGGCUACCCGCUCAUUGUCCGUGCCGCUUUCGCCCUUGGCGGUCUCGGCUCGGGCUUUGCCAACAACGAGCCCGAGCUCGUCGAGCUCUGCAAGGUCGCUUUCGCCACCUCCCCCCAGGUGCUCGUUGAGCGCUCCAUGAAGGGCUGGAAGGAGGUCGAGUACGAGGUUGUUCGUGACUGCAUGGACAACUGCAUCACUGUCUGUAACAUGGAGAACUUUGACCCUCUUGGUAUCCACACUGGUGACUCCAUUGUCGUCGCUCCCUCGCAGACCCUCUCGGACGCCGACUACAACAUGCUCCGCACCACUGCCGUCAACGUCAUCCGUCACCUCGGUGUCGUCGGCGAGUGCAAUAUCCAGUACGCUCUCAACCCCUACUCGAAGGAGUACUGCAUUAUCGAGGUCAACGCUCGUCUCUCGCGUUCGUCGGCUCUCGCCUCCAAGGCCACCGGUUACCCGCUCGCCUUCAUUGCCGCCAAGCUCGGUCUCAACAUUCCCCUCAACGAGAUCCGCAACUCGGUUACCAAGAAGACGACUGCCUGCUUCGAGCCCUCGCUCGACUACUGCGUCGUCAAGAUCCCCCGCUGGGACCUCAAGAAGUUCACCCGUGUCUCGACCAAGCUCUCGUCCUCGAUGAAGUCGGUCGGUGAGGUCAUGGCCAUUGGCCGUACCUUUGAGGAGACGAUCCAGAAGGCCAUCCGCUGCAUCGACGACAGCUUCCCCGGCUUUGGCGAGAACAUUGAGGUCGAGGACAUUGACUACGAGAUUGCCAACCCUACCGACAAGCGUCUCUUUGCCAUUGCCACUGCUCUCAAGCGCGGCUACUCGGUCAAGAAGAUCAACGAGAUGUCCAACAUUGACCCCUGGUUCCUCCACCGCCUCGAGCGCCUGUCCAAGACCGAGGACGUCAUGACCAACUUCUCGGCCGCCACCAUCCCCUCCGAGCUCCUCCGCAACGCCAAGCAGCUCGGUUUCUCGGACCGCCAGAUUGCCAAGGCCGUCAACUCGAACGAGCUUGCCGUCCGUCGUCUCCGUGUCGAGGCCGGCAUCACGAUGUUUGUCAAGCAGAUUGACACUGUCGCCGCCGAGUUCCCUGCCUUCACCAACUACCUGUACACCACGUACAACGCGUCCGAGCACGACGUCGACUUUGAGGACCACGGUGUCAUGGUCCUUGGUUCGGGUGUGUACCGUAUCGGUUCGUCCGUCGAGUUCGACUGGUGCGCUGUCCGCGCCAUCCGCACUCUUCGCGAGAACGGCCUCAAGACUGUCAUGAUCAACUACAACCCCGAGACUGUCUCGACCGACUACGACGAGGCCGACAAGCUCUACUUUGAGAACAUCUCGAUGGAGACCGUCCUUGACAUUUACGACAUUGAGCGUUCGUCGGGUCUUGUCCUCUCGAUGGGUGGUCAGACCCCCAACAACAUUGCUCUUGCCCUCCACCGCCAGAACGUCAAGAUCUACGGUACCUCGCCCGAGAUGAUCGACACUGCCGAGAACCGUUACAAGUUCUCGCGUAUGCUCGACAAGAUUGGCGUCGACCAGCCCCUGUGGAAGGAGCUCACCUCGUACGACGAGGCCAAGUCGUUCUGUGACAAGGUCUCGUACCCCGUGCUUGUUCGUCCCUCGUAUGUUCUCUCGGGUGCGGCCAUGAACGUCGUCUACUCGGACGACGACCUUGCCGCCUACCUCGGCCAGGCCGCCGAGGUCUCGCGCGACCACCCCGUCGUCAUCUCCAAGUACAUCGAGGAGGCCAAGGAAAUCGAGAUGGACGCUGUCGCCAAGGACGGCAAGAUGGUCAUGCACUACAUCUCGGAGCACGUCGAGAACGCCGGCGUGCACUCGGGUGACGCCACUCUCAUCCUCCCUCCUCAGGACCUCGACCCCGAGACCAUCCGCAAGAUUGAGGUCGCUACCCAGAAGAUUGGUGCCGCCCUCAACGUCACUGGCCCUUACAACAUCCAGUUCAUUGCCAAGAACAACGAGAUCAAGGUCAUCGAGUGCAACCUGCGUGCCGCUCGUUCGUUCCCCUUCGUCUCCAAGGUCACUGGCAUCGACGCCAUCGAGAUGGCCACCAAGGUCAUGAUCGGUCUCCCCGUCACCCCUUACCCCGACGUCAAGAUGCCCCCCAACUACGUCGGUAUCAAGGUCCCCCAGUUCUCGUUCUCGCGUCUCUCGGGUGCCGACCCCAUUCUCGGUGUCGAGAUGGCCUCGACCGGUGAGGUUGCCUGCUUCGGUCGCGACAAGUACGAGGCCUACCUCAAGGCCCUCAUCUCCACCGGUAUCCGCCCUCCCAAGAAGAACGUGCUCCUCUCGAUCGGUUCGUUCAAGGAGAAGCUCGAGAUGCUGCCUUCGGUCCACAAGCUCCACCGCAUGGGCUACAACCUCUUCGCUACUGCCGGUACCGCCGACUUUAUCCAGGAGCACGGCAUCCCCGUCAAGUACCUCGAGACCCUCGACGAGAACGACGACCCCCAGAAGGCCGAGUACUCGCUCGAGCAGCACCUGGGCAACAACCUCAUCGACCUGUACAUCAACCUGCCCUCGAAGAACCGCUACCGUCGCCCCGCUUCGUACGUUUCCAAGGGUUACAGGUCGCGUCGUAUGGCCGUCGACUUUGCCGUCCCCCUGAUCACCAACGUCAAGUGCGCCAAGCUCUUCAUCGAGGCCAUCAUCCGCAAGCCCGCGUUUGACAUUUCGAGCGUCGACUACAAGACCUCGCACCAGACCUUCACCUUCCCCGGUCUCAUCUCGGUGCAGUCGUUCGUUCCCGGUGCCGCCGAGGCUGGCUCGGAGGACUUUGCCAUUGCCACCCAGUCGGCUAUCCGCGGUGGCUUCUCGGUUGUCCAGAUGGUGCCCCAGGGUGUCAGCUCGGCCGUCGAGGACGAGAUCUCGCUCCAGCGCGCUCAGCAGAACGCCUCGGGCCAGGCUCACUGCGACUACUUCUUCUCGGUCGCCGCCACUGCCGACAACGCUACCCGCCUCGCCGACGCCAUCGAGGCCGGCGCCAAGGCCCUGUUCAUCCCCUUCAACAACUUCUUUGGCAGCGGCAACAAGGUCGCCUCGGUCGCCCAGCACUUUGCCGCUUGGCCCCAGGACAAGCCCAUUGUGACUGACGCUCGCGCCACUGACCUCGCGUCGAUCCUCCUCCUCGCUAGCCUCAACAACCGCAGCAUCCACAUUGCUUCGGUCUCGACCCGCGACGACAUUGCGCUCAUUGCCCUCGCCAAGGAGAAGGGUCUCCCCGUCACCUGCGACGUUGCCAUCUACGCCCUCUUCUACUCGCAGGCCGACUACCCCGAGGCCGCCAAGGUCCUCCCUACCGUCGAGGACCAGGAGGCCCUCUGGGACAACAUUGCCAACAUUGACGUCUUCUCGGUCGGUGUCCUCCCCUUCGAGCUCGGCCAGGCCCUCGGCAAGAAGGUCUCGGCCCGCUCGGGUGUCGAGGAGUCGCUUCCCCUCCUCCUCGGCGCUGUCACCGACGGCCGCCUGACUCUCGAGGACAUUUCGCAGCGCCUCAGCGCCAACCCCCGCGCCAUCUUUGGCAUCACCGAGCAGGCCCAGACCUGGGUCGAGGUCGAGGUCAACCGCUCGUCCACCUUCCACCUUGACGGUGGUGAGUGGUCGCCCCUCGAGGGCAAGGGCACCUCGGGUGCUGUCCACCGCGUGGUCAUCACCAACCACUCGGUUGUCCUUGACGGCAACGCGUUCUCGAUGCCCCUCGGCCGCGACAUUUCGCUCGCUGGCCCCGCCAAGGCGGUUGUCCCCGCCGGCCGCGGCUCGUUCUCGCGCGCCUCGCGCCCCAGCAUCUCGCUGCUGUCGCCCCAGCUCCCCCAGCUUGGUCUCGGUCUCGGCCUCCAGGGCACCCAGCAGCCCAGCCUCAUGUCGCUCGCUGCCCAGCCCGUCGCCCCCCAGAUCUCGCCCAUCCCCGUCCUCCAGACCCUCCAGCCCCACCCUGCGUUCACGCGCCGCCACAUCCUGUCGGUCAAGCAGUUUGGCCGUGACGACCUGCACACGCUCUUCAGCCUCGCGUCGGAGAUGCGCACCAUGGUCGAGCGCCAGGGCUCGGUCGACACCCUCCGCGGCAAGGUGCUCUGCACCCUCUUCUACGAGCCUUCGACUCGCACCUCGACCUCGUUCGAGGCUGCCAUGAAGCGCUGCGGUGGUGAGGUCGUCCAGGUGACUGCUGAGACCUCGUCUGUCCAGAAGGGCGAGUCUCUCCAGGACACCAUCCGCACUGUUGGCUGCUACGCCGACGCCGUUGUCCUCCGCCACCCCGCGGUCGGCUCGGCCAAGGACGCUGCCAAGUCGUCGGUCGUCCCCAUCAUCAACGCCGGCGACGGCAUUGGCGAGCACCCCACCCAGUCGCUCCUCGACGUCUUCUGUAUCCGUGAGGAGCUGGGUUCGGUCAACGGCAUCACCAUCACCCUUGUUGGUGACCUCAAGAACGGCCGCACUGUCCACUCGCUCGUCAAGCUUCUGUCGCUGUACGACGUCACCCUCAACUUUGUGUCGCCCCCCUCGCUCGCCAUGCCCGAGUACGUCAAGACCGAGGCGUCGCGCGCCGGCAUCCGCUGGGCCGAGUACCACAACCUCGACGACGUCGUCGCCAAGUCGGACGUGCUGUACGUCACCCGCGUGCAGCGCGAGCGCUUCGCCUCGGUGGCAGAGUACGAGUCGGUCAAGGACAUGUUCGUCAUCAACAACGACGUCCUCGCCAAGGCCAAGGACAACCUCAUCGUCAUGCACCCGCUCCCGCGCCUCAACGAGAUCGACCCCGAGGUCGACUUUGACUCGCGCCGCGCAGCCUACUUCCGCCAGAUGCGCUACGGCCUGUUCAUCCGCAUGGCCCUGCUUACCAUGGUCCUCGGCGCAUAG
This is a messenger RNA of Apiotrichum porosum, 6891 nucleotides long. RefSeq lists its product as uncharacterized. Gene Ontology annotation, cellular component: cytoplasm; cytosol. Gene Ontology annotation, biological process: UTP biosynthetic process; L-glutamine metabolic process; 'de novo' pyrimidine nucleobase biosynthetic process. The transcript is spliced from 3 exons. The record is from RefSeq and is a predicted model, not a curated record. Bases 1 to 6891 code for a protein of 2296 amino acids. Lineage: Eukaryota; Fungi; Basidiomycota; Tremellomycetes; Trichosporonales; Trichosporonaceae. Gene Ontology annotation, molecular function: aspartate carbamoyltransferase activity; metal ion binding; dihydroorotase activity.